UCGGGAAAAGCCGAAGGGGAAAGCAAAUUUUCUCGGGACUUUCUGCCUCCCUUUCUAGCUCUGCUGAGAAUCCUAGGGCACAUCCAAAGCAUCAGAUACAGAUACAGAGAGAGAGAGAGAGAGAGAGAGAGGGAAAUCGAGAUCUGCACUGCAGCUCGCGCUGACCGAGAUCGACGUCGUCGAGGACGAUGAGCGGAAUAGCCUUAGUCCUCGAGCUCGCGAGGCAAAACCCGAGCUUCCACUCCGCCCAAUCCCUGCACUCCUAUGGUCACUUCUCCGCCUCCGCCUCCGCCUCCGCCGCCGCCGCCUCCGCCGCCACCGUCCCUUUCGCGGCGAGGUUCCUCUUCGGCAGUUUUAGGUUGCCUGUCGCAUACUGCGAUGCUGGGACAGCAUGGUCUGAAGAUUAUGUUUCUAGUACACAAAGUAAUUUCGAGAAUAUACUGAGUGGGGAAUCUCUGAAACACAGUGCCAAAAUAUACAAAAUAGAGAUGAAGCCUCUCUUUUCAGCAUUUGAGUUUAGGACAUUUGCCUUGACUUCGUUAAGGUCUUUUCUACAGUCCUAUUUGCCUCUUAUACAGUCCAGCAUCCAGGAGGAAGAGGAUGAUAACUUCCCGCAGGAUGCCCAUGAGGAGCACCAUGUAGAUAUGGUUGUUCCCUUAAAAAAUUCUGUCAAACAGAUCAUUCGGGAGACUACAGUUGUAACUACUAGACGGGUUUUGGAAAGGCUUGCUGUCCAAUAUGUUUCACAAAGAAUGGCAUGGAAACUUCUUAAAGAUGUUCCCAAAUCCACUACACGCAAGGCACAAAGAGGGAUGCCAACUCUAGUUUAUAUAUGGAGUGUUAGCAGGACGACUUUGAGAGGGCAGUUACUAGGAACUGCGGCAACAUGGCUCAUUCAAGUAGGAAUUGAAACUUACCGAUGCUUGUCUAGUAUAUUCAAGUCCAAGGAAGAAGAUGAAGAAGUUGAUUCAGUAGAACAAGUUAUAAUUCUCGGGAAGAAGGUCCACGUAAUUACUGUGAAGUGUAGUGCAUCCCUGAUUUUUGCUUCGAUCGGAGCAGGGCUUGGUGCCACUAUCAUGCGCCCUUCACUCGGGCAGUGGAUUGGCUGUGCUCUCGGCGACUUAGCUGGCCCAAUUAUUGUGUCAUUUUGCUUUGAGAAAUAUCUCCAGCUGGCUCUAUGAAGUAUUGGCUUCCAAUUCUCUUGCAUGGACCUACCCUCCAAAAUCAGGGUCUAGCUUGACUUGAUGCCACUUGCUUGAUGAUGUCCAUCGGAAGUGGCUGUUGAGGCCAGAUGCUGCGGUUCAAUUCAUUUAUCAAAUUUGCACCUGUCAGUGUGGUUCCUUCAUUUAGACGUGAACUCAAUCACACAUUUUGCCCCGGAAUCGCAACCCUACAUUGUGUCCGUCAUUAUAUGAACUAUACUGUAUUUGAGAUAAUUCUGCAGCAACUUAAUCAAGUUUUGUGGAAUUGUACUCCAGUUUGCUCUUGUCUACCAUGUAACCAGAUUUUUACCCCUGGAAUAAUCAUCCCAGGGCACUACUUUUGACUUUGGAAGUGUUCUUAAUGAAAAAGAUACGGAACGAAA
Syzygium oleosum is the source of this 1585-nucleotide messenger RNA. RefSeq lists its product as uncharacterized. Lineage: Eukaryota; Viridiplantae; Streptophyta; Magnoliopsida; Myrtales; Myrtaceae. The coding region runs from base 189 to 1181 and encodes 330 amino acids. The record is from RefSeq and is a predicted model, not a curated record. The transcript is spliced from 6 exons.